This is a messenger RNA of Miscanthus lutarioriparius, 288 nucleotides long. The record is from the annotation of a GenBank genome assembly. NCBI's taxonomy places the organism in Eukaryota, Viridiplantae, Streptophyta, Magnoliopsida, Poales, Poaceae.
AUGCUUGCGAGCGCGACGAGAGCAGGGACGACGUCCACCAAGCCCGGCCACGCCGCGGGCGCCGUCCGUGGAGCCGGAGCCGGCGGCAGCGGCACCCCCGUCGCCGUCGUCACCGGCGCCGAGCAACAGGAGGUCACCGUCUCGCAGUUCGUCGCGCAGCUAGAUGAGGCGGCGCGGCUGAGGCUGGACAGCAUGCACCAGAGGCUGAGGUUGCUGGAGCAGCAGAUGGAGACGCUGGAGGCCGAGGUCGGCAAAGCCAGCAGCACUAGGAUGGACACCUACGCCUAG